CACGGUUCCAACGCUUAGCUGUGUUGCCUAAUACAUAAGUCUUAACAUGUUCAUCCUCUUAUGACAACUGUCUAGCGUUUACGCAUAGCCCUUUCCGCACUCGGAAUUUUGGCAGCUUUGCCAGCAGAGGUUGCAAGAGGCCUAGGCAGUCAUCAUGAAGCGAUUUCGGGAAGAUGCUCAGCCGACAGGGCCAGUGAAGCGUGGCAGCGGCCCGCCUCGGCCUACGCAAGCCCCAGCGCAACCGACCACCAUGGGCGGCACUAAGCUGACCACCAACGACGCUUUGAGUUACCUGCGGGAGGUUAAGAACCGCUUUGCUGACCAAAAGGAUGUCUACGACACCUUCCUUGAGAUCAUGAAGGAGUUUAAGGCGGCCAGGAUUGACACUACCGGUGUUAUCCACAAGGUUAAGCAGCUUUUCAAGGGGCACAGGGAGCUCAUUCUUGGCUUCAACACUUUCCUGCCGCGGGGCUAUGAAAUAGAGCUGCAACGUAUCUCGGAUGACGAGGAAGAAGAAGAUCAGGGCAACAAGCAGCCCGUUGAGUUUGACCAGGCCAUUAACUAUGUCAACAAGAUCAAGACCCGCUUCGCAAACGACGAGCGUGUGUACAAAGCGUUCCUGGAAAUCCUUAACAUGUACCGCAAGGGCCAGAAGACCAUUAACCAGGUCUACGACGAGGUUGCCGUGCUGUUCCGCAGCCACCAGGACCUCCUGGAGGAGUUCACGUACUUCCUGCCGGAUGGCACGCAGUCGGGAGCGGCUGCCCGGCAGAGGGCGGGCUUCCCGCCGCCGCGGAGGCCGGGGCAGGGGCCAAUGCAGCCGGUCCCGGGUCGCGUGCGCGUGCCACCGCAGCCAUACCCUGGUGGAGCCGUGAGCCCGGAUAUGCGCACCAUGCACGGAAGGCGCAAGAUGAAGGUGGAGGGCGGCUUCCGCCGUGAUGGCGAUGAUGACGAAGACAUGGGCCGCGGCUCUGGGCGGCCGCAGCUGGCGAAGGAGCUUGCGUACUUUGAGCGCGCCAAGUCGCGGCUGCGCAACAAGGACGCAUACAAUGACUUCCUGAAGUGCCUCAGCAUGUACACCCAGGAGAUCAUCAGCCGCCAGGAGCUGAUGCAGCUGCUGAACGACAUCAUUGGCCGCUUCCCGGACCUCAUGUCGGGCUUCCAUGAGUUUAUUGCCAAAUGCGACCUCAUGGAGAUCGACGAGAACAAGGUGCGGGGUCUGGCGGCGCAGAACCUGGCGCGGCAGCGGCAGCGUGAGGAGGAGCUGCAGCGGCAAAAGUACCUGACGAAGCCGCUCAGCGAGAUUGUGUCCGGAGACACCGAGCGCGUGACGCCCUCCUACGUGAAGAUGCCGCCCGGCUACCCGACACUGAACAUGUCGGGCCGCAUGCAACUGGGGGACAGCGUGUUGAACGCGGACCUGGUGAACGUCAUCACCGGCAGUGAGGACUACUCCUUCAAGCUGAUGCGCAAGAACCAGUACGAGGAGGCCCUGUUCAGGUGUGAGGACGACCGGUAUGACUUUGAGAUGGCCAUCGAGCGCAACGUGGCCUGCAUCAAGCGCCUGAAGCCGCUUGCCCAGAAGAUUGCGACUAUGACACCGGAAGAGCGCGCCACCUUCCGGAUGGACGAAAACCUGCUUGGCCCGCUGCACUGGCGCUCCAUUGAGCGCCUGUACGCUGAUCAGGGCCCGGUGCUGGUGGACCUGCUGAGGAAGAACCCCGUGGUGGCCAUCCCGGUCGUGGUGGCGCGCAUGGAGCAGAAGGACGACGAGUGGCGCCGCGUCCGUGUGGAGAUGAACCGCGUGUGGAAGCGCAUCUUCGAGGCCAACUACCACAAGUCGCUGGACCACCGCUCCUUCUACUUCAAGCAGGCGGAGAAGAAGGCGCUGCUGCCCAAGACGCUAGUGGCGGAGGUGCGGGAGGCGGCCGACCGGCGCCGCCAGGACGAGCGCUCGCUGCGCGCCCUCAGCCUAGCGUACCGCUACGACGCCGUGCUGGAGGCCUCCACGGGCGACCUCACAUACGACUACACGGAAAAGACGGUAUUUGGCGACAUCUACCGCAUCCUGCGCACGGCCGUGGACGAGACGUUGGGCAGCGGCCACCGCGAGCAGGUGCUGGAGCUCUACCUGGGGCUGCUGGAGCCCUUUUUCGGGCAGGAGGUACGGCAGGCGGAGCUGGAGGCGGUGCGGGCUGCCGUGGCGGAGAGCGAGGACGACGGGGAUGCCACUGGGUCGCGGCCCGCCGGCGCCGGUGGUCGCGGCCGCGGCGGCAACCGGGGCCGCGGCCACCGCCACCACCAUCACCACCACAACAACCAUAACCACAACAACCAGGCAGCGGCGAAUGCAGCAGCAGCGAAUAAUAACGCUAGUGGGGCACAGGGUGCAGGCGGAUCUGCGGCUGCAGAGGGCAUGGACGCGGACGCGAAGAGCGAGAGCAGCGACCAGGACGGGACGAAGGCGCGGGGAGAUGAGGAGAUGACGGAUAUGGAGAACAAGACACCGCAGCCAGGCGCGACACCUGAGCCGCGGGGUCCGGAAGAGGGCGCAGCAGCGGGGGGCAAGGAGGGCACCGCGGGUAUUAGCGACAAGGAGGGCGAUGACGACGAGACGUCAGCGGAGGCGGGCCGCGGGCAAGGCGACGACAGUGCAGCUGUGGCAGGCGCCUCGGGCGGUGCUGGAGCGCAGUCAGACUCGCGCUUGGACCGGGCGUACGCAGCCUGCAAGCCGCUGUACGUGUACACGGGAGGGCCGUCGGCCAGCGAUGUGCCGCCGGGGCAUCACCUGCUGUUUGGCAACGAAAACAUCUACAUCUUCUACAGGUAUCACCGGAUCCUCUUCGAUCGGCUUUGCACGGCACGCAAGUGCGUGCAAGCCAAGUGCAACGCCGCGGCCGCAAACAACGGGCGGCACCAGCAGUCGGACACUACUCUGGGCGGAUCGGUUACGCCAGAUGCCGCCGAGACCCGCACGGCGUAUGAGGAGCUGCACUCGUCCUUCAUGUCCAUGCUCUUGCGCGUGAUGCGCGGGCAGCUGGAGAGCAGCGUGUACGAGGACCAGUGCCGCAGCCUGCUGGGGACGGGCUCCUACGAGCUCUUCACGCUCGACAAGCUGUCGGCGAAAAUUGUCAAGCACAUGCAGUUGAUGCUGCAGGACGACACCACCACCAAGCUCUGGGAGCUGUACAAGUACGAGCGCUCCCGAAGCGUGCCCAUCCACACGACACUGUACCACGUCAACUGCCACGCCGUGCUCACGGACGACCCCUGCUUCCGCAUCGCAUACAACACGCAAAACUCGACGCUCACCAUCACGCUGGUGGAGCCGGAUAAGGCCCCGGAGGCGCUUGGCAGCGCCGCGGAGGGCUACAUCACCGACUACAUCAGGAGCUAUGUCAGCGCGCCCACGCCAUCCCCGUCUACGUCGCCGCCUCCGCUGUACCUGCGCCGCAACCUCUCGCAGCGGGCUCGCCAGGGCCCUGACGCCGAGCUCAUCGAGGUGCUCCGCUCGGUGGCCAUCUUCAACGGCCUGGAGUGCAAGAUCAGCUGCACGACAUCCAAGGUGUCGUACGUGCUGGACACGGAGGAUGUCAUGUGCCGCAAGUCCGCGCGGCGGGGGCCGGAGCCUGACACCCGGAAGCAGCUGCGCUCGGACCGCUUCCAGCGCUGGCUUGAGGAGCGCACCGCGAUACGCAGCGAUGAGGUGGAAGCCAUCAUGGCGCUGGGCCGGGGGGCUGAGGCGCUGAUGGAUUGAAGCAGUGUGGGUUGUGGUGUUAUCGGUGGGUUAGUGCAAGCGGCUGCCCUAGACUCAUGACAUGAAGAUGGCAGGGAGCUGUAGAUAGUAGCUAGUGGGACUUACUGUGGAAGUGGGUGGUGUGGCGGCACGGAGCGUUGUUUGCGUUUGAGAGUCACGGCUGGGUAGUGGCGCUCCCUCGUGACGCGCCGUGCUGUUUCUGUUGACGCUGCAUUAGCACACAAGCAGUGUGUCUGGUAGAGACUAGGCUUGUCAUCCGGACGGCGGGAAUGCGGCUCGCUGGGGUUACUGCGGAUAGCUUACUCGGCUAGACUUGUUACAAUUUCAGGCGGUUAUGGAUAUGACCGUCGCGGCUUGUUUAACGCAUUGACAUCUCAUUCGCUGGAAGUGUUCAGCAUGCUUGGCACGGGCUGCUGCUUCUGGAACUUCAUGGACGGACGCCUUGUAUGGAUUGCCUGUCACCUGUGUACUGUCUGAGAAGAGAAUGAACUUGCCAGCGCUAAGUCUCUACAUUUUGACGAUUGCGCUUUCGGGGGUCAGGCGGCGGGGCGUGAAGGUUUGCCAUGUGUGCAUAUCGGGGCAUUUUGCUGUGGCGUCUGUUGGUAAGGGCCGUAGAGGCUCGUACCAGCCACACCGGAUUACGCGUGGGACAUCGGGGUCUCUAUUUCUGCAGGCUAUGUUGUAUACUUGACCCUAAACGCGUGUUUUAUGCCCUAUCCUUUUAACGCCAUGGCGGCGGUGUGGGC
Messenger RNA from Astrephomene gubernaculifera, 4503 nucleotides. The record is from the annotation of a GenBank genome assembly. Lineage: Eukaryota; Viridiplantae; Chlorophyta; Chlorophyceae; Chlamydomonadales; Astrephomenaceae.